Molecule: messenger RNA, 1436 nt
Organism: Erinaceus europaeus (western European hedgehog)
Lineage: Eukaryota; Metazoa; Chordata; Mammalia; Eulipotyphla; Erinaceidae
Gene: P2RY11
Product: purinergic receptor P2Y11
Exons: 2
Coding region: 50-1180 (376 amino acids)
Biological process (GO): calcium-mediated signaling; G protein-coupled receptor signaling pathway; cellular response to ATP
Cellular component (GO): plasma membrane
Molecular function (GO): neurotransmitter receptor activity; G protein-coupled ATP receptor activity
Source: RefSeq, a predicted model, not a curated record
CAGCCCCGCAGCCCGCAGAGCAGCACCCAGCACCGCGGCGCACGUGGCCAUGGCGACCACGGACGCGCCGAGCUGGAGCUGCCCGUCCAACGUGUCGCUGCUGGUGGACCGGAUCCUCGGAGACCUGCAGCGACCGCUGUGGCCGCUGCUGCUGCUGGAAUUCGGGGUGUCUGCGGGCGGCAACGGGGUGGCCCUGUGGCGGCUGUGGCGUUGGGGGGCGCGGCCCUGGGCCCCCCCGGCCGUGCUGUCGGCGCAGCUGGCGCUCAGCCACCUGCUGCUGGCGCUCACGCUGCCCCCCCAGGCCGCCUACCUGGCGCCCCCCAAACACUGGCGUCACGGGGCGAUCGCCUGCCGCCUGGAGCGCUUCCUGGCCGCCGCCAACGUGCUGGGGGGCGCCGUGUUCACCGCCGCCAUCGGCCUGACCCGCUACCUGGGGGUGGCGCACCCCUUCUUCACCCGGGGCCGCCUGCGCCCCCGCCACGCCUGGGCCGCCAGCGCGGGGGGCUGGGCCCUGAGCGCCCUGCUGGCCGCCCCCACCCUGCACUUCUCCCGCCUGCAAGACUCGCGCUGCUCCGGGCCGGGCUUCUUCGAGAACCACACGUGCAUCAAGUGUUUGGAUUCGGCCGGGGACCACCACCUGGAAGCCUUCCAGGCUUACCGCCUGGCGCUGGCGGUGCUGGGCUGCGGGGUCCCCCUGCUGAUCACGGUGGCGAGCUGGGGGGGCCUGGUGCGGGCGCUGGUGCGCAGCCCCGGGCUGGCGAGGGCGGAGAAGCUGCGGGUGGGGGCGCUGGUGGCGGCCGGGGGGGCCCUGUUCGCCGGCUCCUACGUGCCCUACCACGCGCUGCUGCUGCUCAACCUGGGGGCGCGGCGGGCCUGGCUGCACCGCUGCCGCGGGUUCGAGGACGAGGCCCAGGUGGUCCGCCUGCUGGACAGGGGCACCUACGCGGGCUACCAGGUGAGCCGGGUGCUGCUGCCCUUGGCGGGGUGUCUGCACCCGCUCCUCUACCUGGCCGCCGUGCCUGGCCUCUGCGGGGGCGCCUCGCAGCCCCCCGCAGCCCCGGCCCCAGACAGGUUGCUAUGGAAACAGGGGAGUGUCUCCGAAGCCCCGCCCCCCGGCCCGUUGCUGUGGAAACAGGGGGGUGCGGACACCCGGGGGCCCCAGCAUCUCAGGGGCACCUGAGCGCGGCGGCUGCGGCUUCCUGCCCACAGGCACCAAGGAGCUUCCGUUCUCACAGCCCCGGGGUCAGCGGCGUGUCACCCACGCACACCCCCAGGCUGGGUGGGUGACACCCUUCGAAGCAAGAGGGACAAGGGGACCCAGAUGACUGGGGACAGUGCACAGCGGACUGGCCCUCGAGGGAUGGGGUGUGGACAGGGAACCCGGAUUGGACAUCCUGGAACUGUAGACAGCAGGGGAAUCUCCGAUUUUUCAAUUA